AUGAUUGUGUACUUUUGCAAUUAUAUCACAGAAAUUAGUUUGUUGUCUAAAAAUACCAACACUUUAUCGAAUAGUUAUUGUAGUAAUACGGCAUCUACUGAUGGUUAUCAAUCACUACAUCCGGCAUGGGGCUACUUAGUUCAUAUCGUACUCAGUUUAAUCAGUAAAGUCAUGAUGGCCAAACAACUCGUUUCGCUGAGCGAAAAAAGCUUGAAAAUAAUAGAAAAAUUUACAUUUUGGAAAACUAAUCAGCCUCUGAGUUCGGGUGAGGAUAAGUGGCGAUGUACAGUUAAAACUUGCACAGCAUUUUUAAAAACGGUAGGUGAUGACGAAAUAAUCACUGAAUUAAAUUUAAACCAUAGCCAUAAAUCUUUAGGUGAUCAAAAACAAUUCGUGACUGGUGUUGUGAAACUCAAGGCAACUGAAGAUAUAUGUACCAAACCUAGUAAAAUAUUUUGUACUGCUAUUAAAAAUGUGCCACUAACGGAACAUUUGCAAGUAAGUGAUGUAGGUAAGUAA
Macrosiphum euphorbiae (potato aphid) is the source of this 519-nucleotide messenger RNA. The record is from the annotation of a GenBank genome assembly. NCBI's taxonomy places the organism in Eukaryota, Metazoa, Arthropoda, Insecta, Hemiptera, Aphididae.